This is a messenger RNA of Centropristis striata (black sea bass), 3281 nucleotides long. It is a transcript of the gene ttyh2, whose product is annotated as tweety family member 2. Gene Ontology annotation, molecular function: intracellularly calcium-gated chloride channel activity; volume-sensitive chloride channel activity. Gene Ontology annotation, cellular component: plasma membrane. The record is from RefSeq and is a predicted model, not a curated record. The transcript is spliced from 15 exons. NCBI's taxonomy places the organism in Eukaryota, Metazoa, Chordata, Actinopteri, Perciformes, Serranidae. The coding region runs from base 464 to 2095 and encodes 543 amino acids.
CAAAUGUUUAUUUUUUGUAAUAGUUUUAUGUCAGACAUGCUGGCGGACUGAUAUUUCCAAACUCUACAAAAGGGGCGUCUUUGCGCGCUCCCGUAUCUCCUCGUGUCCUGUUAUGUGCGCGAUCCCGCUGGUGACUGUUGUGUGCGUUUAGAGCAGCUGUCGGUCGGACUAGAGCGGAGGGUCCACACAGACAUGGGCGCAGUGAGAUUAUAUUUUCUUUAAUGUAAAAAAGAAAAGAAAAGAAAAAAGAAUCUGCCGGAUUCACUUUGCAGCAACACUGCUGUCCCUGCAGGACUUAUUGUGCGUGUCCUCUCAUGUGUUGGCUCAGAGUGUGUUUCCACAACCGGAGCAUGCUUGUAUCAUUGUCUUUGUCUGAUAUGAGACGGGAUUAAGAUCUCCGGAGCCCGCUGUAGUGAAGGGAAGGCUAAUUUAGGCUGUAGCCCAACUUUUUCUCGGGGCAGGGAUGUCUUCGGCUCGGGUGGAUUACAUCGCGCCCUGGUGGACUUACUGGCUUCACAAUUUUCCUCAUAUCAACCUGAGGUUUCAGCCCAUUGACAACGGCUUCCAGCCCGAAGAGGAGAACUAUCAGCAGUCUCUGAUAUUCCUUGGCUGUGUGGCAGCUGCGGGGCUCGGCCUCAACCUGCUGUGUCUCGCCAUCUACCUGAGCUGUUUGUGCUGCUGCCACAAAGAUGAAGAGGAGGAGAGCAAGAAGCCCAACUCCUGCUGCGUCACCUGGUCGGCCGUCGCCGCCGGCCUCAUCACAUGCAUCGCAGUGGGUGUGGGUUUCUAUGGCAACAGUGAGACCAAUGACGGCGUGUACCAGUUGACCUACUCCCUGUACAACGCCAAUCACACGCUGGGCGGUGUGGACAGUCUGGUGACUGGCACCAUGGGUAGCAUGAAGAGCGGCCUGCACCAGCACCUCGCCAGGCUGGACGAGAUCUUCGCCACACGGGGCGACUAUGUGCAGACCCUGCAGUUCAUGCAGCAGAUGGCUGACAACGUGAUCAAACAGCUGCUGGGGCUACCUGACUGGGAGGAGGCUAAAGUGGACCUGGCAUCCAUUGCUGAUCAAACAGCAAACAUAGAGUACUACAGGUGGCUCACCUACCUGCUGCUCCUCAUCCUGGACCUGAUCAUCUGCCUGCUGGCCUGUCUGGGGCUGGCCAAGCAGUCUCGCUGGCUGCUUACCACGAUGAUGGUGUUUGGCGUGCUGACGCUGGUCCUGAGCUGGACUUCUCUGGGGGCUGACCUGGCCACUGCUGUGGGCACAAGCGAUUUCUGCGUGUCCCCUGAUAAGUACCUCAUGAGCCAGACAAAGGGUAUCAUCGGUACCGAUAUUGUUCAUUACUACCUUUACUGCAACCAGACUCUGACCAAUCCAUUCCAGCAGCCUCUGACCAUCUUCCAGAGGUCCCUGACCACCAUGCAGAUUCAGAUCCAGGGCCUGCUGCAGUUUGCCGUGCCUCUGUUUCCUACAGCUGAGAGAGACCUACUGGGGAUCCAGCAUUUGCUCAACUCCUCGGAGGCCAGUCUGCACCAGCUGACCGCCCUGCUGGACUGCAGGGGGCUCAACAAGGACUACCUGGAUGCGAUGGUGGGGGUGUGCUAUGACGGGGUGGAGGGUGUACUCUACCUCUGCCUCUUCUCCUCCCUGGCAGCCUGUGCCUUCACUGUCAUGCUGUGUGCCAUUCCCAGGGCAUGGAGACAAAUUGCCUGCAGGGAACGAGACUACGACGACAUCGAUGAGGAGGAUCCAUUCAACCCACGGGCGAGGAGGAUAACCACUCAGAACCCCAACCUCACCAACAUGCACAGCUUCUGCAGCUACAGCAGCAGUAUGGGCAGCCAGAACAGCUUGCACCCGCCCGCCCCGGCUGUCUCCAAUGCCCCUGUGUCCGAGUACAUGAACCAUACAGCUCUGUUUGGGGGAAAUCCACGGUACGAAAACGUGCCUCUGAUAGGACGAGGCUCUCCUCCUCCCUCGAUAUACUCUCAGCAGUAUAGAAACCGAUACUCUCCCAGUAUGCGGGCCACCUAUCUGUCCAUGACCGAGGAACAGAUUAGACACUUUGGGAACGACUUCCAAGCAUAGACUUCUUUAUCUGACCGAGGAGGGGAAACAGCAUCACAAACACACACACACGCUCAGCAGACGAAGAGUGUGUGGCUGCUCCAUCACAGAGGACCGUGUGUAACAUCUUAUUAGUCCAGGACUCAAGUCUGUGCAGUCUCAGGACAAUGGAACCACAUCGGUGCUGUUCUCUGUGCUCAUAAAUGAUAAUUCACAUUCGCCAGCUCCAAGGCAUUUUUGGGAGGAACUUGCUAAAUACUUCUGACACCCGCUGUUAAACUUAACCUGCUCGUAAUAGGAUGUGUUUGUCAUACCGUGUUAUCUAUUAGUGAAGCAUUGAGUGAAGAUUUGGCUGUUUUUGUAUACCUGAGUUCUUCAGGUACAACAUAACUUUGAUGAUAUGUUGAGGAUUAUUCUCUCACUGCAGUAAAACAUAGCAAAGUUUUCACUAUAGAGUAAAACAAUUACAAAUUAUUUGCAUAUCCUGUUCAAAUAACUUACAUUCAGGUCUCCAAAGAGAAACGUGACAGCUAAAAAUUUUAUUUCCUUUGCUUCAUGUGUGAUAUUUGUGAAGCACAAACCCAGCACUGGCAGCACACAGCAGGAGGUAUUGUUGAGGUAUAAUUUAUUUACAUUCACACAGAGACACAACUGCAAGUGAAGCUUUAUGUUUCUGAAUCUCCCGGAGAAGAGACUACCUUGAGACCACGGAUUCUGUAUAUAAGUUGUACAAUAACAGACAGUUGUCUCAUUCUGAUGUGGGUUUAUUUUGAUUUUGUUUAAACAAUGUGCCAAUUUUUAUAUAUUUUUUCUAGUUUUGUGUGGCAAUGUCACAUAGGAUCACUAUUUUUUUUGUACUUUCUAAAGGGCCAUUAAUUCUCUGCAUAUAUUAUCCAGCUAAUAAAAUAAAGUUGUAGUUUCUGUCAUAACUUGGGAAGCUGUGCUGCUCUAACCAUGAUUAAUGAGAAAAUUCAGGUAAUUAUUUUCAUCGAUUCCAAGCAUCCAAACAGUAUGUGUUUUCAUUGACUAACAAUGAUUUUAUGUAGGGAUUUAAUACAUGCAGUUUUGUUAAUUAAUUAUUUUUGGUAAGUGUCAUUUCUUUAAGCAUGUAACAUUGUACAGGCACUGAGAAUGGUGCUUAAUUUUGUGUGUGACCCCCAAAACUACAGGGUCUAAUGUGAGUUGAAUAAAUCUGUUUUGAGUACAA